CAGCAGAGGACGUAACCAGAGCUGGGAUCCGCCCUCGGGCUUGCUGCCAAAACAGUGGGGCUGAACAGACCUCUCCCCUUUGGGAGAGAAGAACUGUCUGUGAGCUUGACAAAGGCAUGCGGGAGAGAACAGGGGCGGCCAGAGCCAGGAGGGAGAGCCCUCCCCAGGCAAACAAGCCGCAGCACUGUGCAAACACUGGGGCAUAAAUGAGGCCUCCCGGACCAUGAAGCGUGUCCCGAGCUGCGUCCCGGAGCCCACUGAGGUCAUGAUGGCCAGAGCGCUCUGCCUGCUGGGGCUGGUCCUGGCCUUGCUGUUCUCCAGCUCCACCGAGGAGUACGUGGGCUUGUCUGCAAACCAGUGCGCCGUGCCUGCCAAGGACAGGGUGGACUGCGGCUAUCCCCAGAUCACCCCGGAGCAAUGCAACAGCCGGGGCUGCUGCUUCGACGCCAGCAUCUUCGAAGUGCCUUGGUGCUUCAAGCCCCUGCAGGAAACAGAAUGCACGUUCUGAGACACCUGCAGCUGCUCCUGGCCAGGGGAUGUGAAGCUCCGAGGCCCUGCGCACGGCCCGGAUUGCUGCCGGGCUGCUCAUCUCUGCUUUUCUUUCCCUUUGCUCCCAACAAGCACUUCUGCUGAGAGCUCACGUCUGGGCCUGACGUCUUAAUGAAUAAAGAUCCCAUGCGCCGCACGAGGACGGUGCUUCGUGCCUGA
Messenger RNA from Callithrix jacchus (white-tufted-ear marmoset), 708 nucleotides. It is a transcript of the gene TFF3, whose product is annotated as trefoil factor 3. NCBI's taxonomy places the organism in Eukaryota, Metazoa, Chordata, Mammalia, Primates, Cebidae. The record is from RefSeq and is a predicted model, not a curated record. Gene Ontology annotation, biological process: maintenance of gastrointestinal epithelium.